Exophiala bonariae is the source of this 1584-nucleotide messenger RNA. RefSeq lists its product as uncharacterized. NCBI's taxonomy places the organism in Eukaryota, Fungi, Ascomycota, Eurotiomycetes, Chaetothyriales, Herpotrichiellaceae. The coding region runs from base 1 to 1584 and encodes 527 amino acids. The transcript has 4 exons. The record is from RefSeq and is a predicted model, not a curated record.
AUGCGUGCAUUUUAUUUACUGGCAGGACUCGCCAUUUCACAGGUCCAGAGUAUCUCACACAGUUACGAAAUCAAGUUGCAGCUUCCCAGUCGGAUGCCAGCAUGGGCCGAGCAACUGUCACCAGGCCUUGCUGCCUUUAGCCUUGAGCUGGACCGCUGGACAGAUUGGGCAGGUAAGGAGAUAGGGCAGCCGAACGAGUACUUCAACCAACUACUGCUCAAUCUCGGGGAAAGAACAGGACAGAUGCCGUUUAUAAGAGUUGGAGCCAAUUCGGCAGACCGAGCCACUAUCGAUCUCGACGUCAAGGUCGUCAACGCAACAUUCCCGCCUGCUAAUCCGAUAUUUCCCAAUCCCGAGGCGGAUCAUAUCUUUAUCGGACGCGACUUUUACGCCCUUUCGGGAAAUUUGCCCACUGGGACCCCCUUUGUCUGGGGUCUUAACAUGAAAUUACUGAAUUUAACUGAGACAACUGCCCAAGCUCGGCUCCUUGCCGAGUCAUUCCAUGGUGCCCGAGCAAAUAUAACUAGUCAUGUAAAGCUUGCCAAUAUCGAGAUUGGAAAUGAGCCUGAUUUCUGGGGCCCAACUCGAACUCCCGUCAGAGGAACCUUGGGGCCGAGCUGGGACGUUGUCAACUACACAAACACGUGGUUGAAAUUCGCUAACACUGUCAGCAACGUGCUCGACCUCAACUGUUCAGACCCCUCUAGUCCAAGACUGAUGCCCGGGUCUUUUACUACAAGGGAAGCACCGGAAUGGAUUCCGGAAGGCAUGCUACAGGCCGGCCUGUUAAAUAACCCCAACCUCAGCUGCGAAAUAUCUCAUGUCUCUGGGCAUUCAUAUUCGGGAGCUUUCGAUCCAAGAAUCAUCGUCAGACCUGGGCAACUGAUGGACAAGAUUUCUAUCCGUACCAAUAUGUCGACAAGGACUAUCGGGCGUAUCGCGGUCCGUGCCUCUGGCUUAAAAUAUCUACUGGGCGAGACAAACUCAUAUGCUCUUCACGGACAGCCAGGUCUUAGCAACACGGUUGAGAGUGCCCUGUGGACGACCGACUGGCUGCUUUUGGCGGCAUCGUAUGGUAUUGAGAGAGUACAUCUACACCAAGGCGUGGGCUUCCGAUAUAAUGCUAUCCAGCCAACCAGUAAUGCCGAUGACGGGCUCAACAUCACCCAGCCGCACAUAUUACCCUCUUAUUACGCCCUUUUGGUUGUCAAUGAGGCAAUCGGAACUUCUGGAACUGCUUUCAUUGCCGAAAUACCAACUACUAAUUUGACCCUUACCGCCUAUGGAAUUUGGGAGGAACAGCGGCUUGCGCGUCUCGUGGUGCUAAACACGCAGAUAUACCUUGGGACCGGCAACAAGCCCAGCAUCAAUGUAACAUUAGAUGGCCUGUAUGCAGGUGGUGCACUGACCAUGAAGCUGCUGCAGACGGAGAAGACGACUGCCUACACAGGCCUGACUUGGGCGGGCCAGAACUUCGAGACAGCUUCCGGUAGACCAGAAGGAAAGGUCGUGGAGGAGCAAGUCGAAGAAGGCUCAUUCAAUCUCCCAGCCUCGUCCAUCGCAUUGCUUACAUUGGAGGACUGA